AUGCCCGCCAAGCGAAAAGUUUCCAGUCCUGGCGCUACAGCUUACCCCCAUACCAAACGAUACUGUACAUAUCACGAGGAAGGAGAGGAAGACGGCAUGUCGCAGACUGUGACGCCGUAUGAGCGGCCUCGCAACCAUCCGGUGUACGGUCAAAAGAGCGCUUUCCCCGGACUCGACAGCGUGAAUGAUGAUGAGCUAUUCUAUGGACCCGCAGAGGAUGGGCUGGAGUAUCUUCGCAUGGUCAGAUCGGAAGCAAACUCCUUACCUAUUCUAUUUACUGCACCGCAGCCGACAGCACCAGAGACCGAGACAGCCCGGCCGCCGGAUGACAGCGCCGUUGGCGACCUCAACCCACGAGAAGAAAAAGGUGUACCUCCCGUGCGCGAGGGAGUGUAUGUGGAUGGAGUCUAUGUCGCGCCACAAAAUGCGACCAUCUCGACCACGGACGUCCUCGAAGCCACAUAUUCCGACGCGCAAGCCAGCUACUACAAUCUCCUCCACCAUCGGUUUCUUCUUCUUCGAUCGAUUCUGAAAUGUACCCCACCCCCCGAGGCGAUCACCGCCCUGGAUGAUUUACACCCGAUCAGUUUCCCGCGACACUCGAAAACAGCGCGCAAGGAAUGGCGGCACCUGCUUCUCGCAGUGGAUCCAUCGACCGUUCAGCUGGCCUGCAUGGACAUGGAUAGUGUUCUGGGCGUACUGGGGAUCAUGGCGCGACUCAUAUCCGAGAAUGUCCGGAGCGGCAGCGCCGAACGGGUUCGACGGAUGGGAGCCUGGGCCUGGGGUCUACUGGGCAAAUGCCGGGAUGUUGGACAGCUGGGGACAGAGGAGGUGGGGGAAAUCCGGGAUCUGGGAAAACGGGCCGCCAAGAUUCUGUGCAAAAUGAAGGAGGAGGAGCUCUCGAAGAACCAGGCUGCUGCUCAGGAUGGUGAAACGUCGGACGAUGAGUCGGACUUUGGCAAUGGCCCCGUGGAGGGUGAUGAUGGAGUCCCCAAAAGGGAUCUGGACAUGCCAGAUGCAGAGAACAACUCUGCCGAGGGAGACGAGCUAGAGCAGGCGAAAGCCAGACUACAAGCGAAGCUACAAGGAGGCGAAGAUCAGGCUCCAUUACCAGCUGACGAACCCCCAGUGGAGGCAGCAACAACAGAGUGUGAGCUUGUGGACGUGGCUACGCAGACCAAAGCCAUGCUGGACAUGAUCAUUACUGUGGUUGGACAGUAUUACGGCCAGCGAGACCUACUCCAGGCUCGCGAGUUAUGGGAACCUCGAAAUUUCAUCCCAACGACGAGCAUCUCUCCGACCUCCCCCCCAUACACCGUCUACCACAUCACCCUCCGGCUCCCACUCCGCUCCUUCACCGUCGCAAAACGAUACUCCGACUUUGCCGCCUUCCACGCAAACCUCGUCAAGCAAACGAACGCCGCCCCACCCGUCCCCCUACCCUCCAAGUCCUGGUUCUCCAACACCGUCUCCAACGCCUCGCUCCGCGAAGACCGCCGCCAGGGUCUCGAAGCAUAUCUCCGCGCGAUCAACGAAGCGGACGACUCGCGCUGGCGCAACUGCCCCGCCUGGCGUGCCUUUCUCAACCUCCCCAGUGCCGCAACCGCCAGCUCCAACGGCAAUGGAUCCACGACCUCCGCCCGUCUCCACGCGGCCAUCACCGAGCCCGGCAACCCAGCCGGCUCGCACGCCCCCAUCACCGACCCUACGCUGUGGCUCGACUGCUACCGCGACAUGAAAUCGCACCUGCACGAUGCGCGGCUCCAUCUCACGCGCCGAGACCAGGAAACCACCCCGCAGAAGCAGCAUGAAAGCUCCGCGAAGGCGAAAAGUAGUCUCGUGCGGGCGGGGAGCUUGAUCACUGCUCUGGAGGAGGGCCUGAAGCAUAUUGGAGAGGCUAGCAGUGGUCGGACGCAAAGCCCCAGCGCCGCAGGACGGAAUGGGGAUGCGCGUCGUGGCGCUUGGGCUAUGAAUGGAGGGAGCUCGUUGGGCGAGGGCGAGUUGCGUCGGCGAAAGGAUCUUGUGAUCAAUGCCCGGAAGGAGAGGGAUGGACUGGAGGACUUGCUGAAUGCCAUGGCGGCGAAGAGCCAAGUGGAUAAGGCGGUGGCUUCAAUCCAGGAUAAGGAAGCCCUGAUCGGUGGUGCCGGUAGGAAACCUGCGCGGGGGAGGGUGCUCGGGAAGGAAACGGAGAGGACACGCGAGUUGGAUAACCAGGGCGUACUGCAGCUGCAGCGGCAGACGAUGGAGGAACAGGACCAGAGUGUGGGGGAGCUGAUGAAGAUUGUCAACCGGCAGAAGGAGCUGGGAAUUGCGAUUAAUGCGGAAUUGGAGAUCCAGAACGAACUGCUGAAGCUGACCGAUGAGGAUGCGGACAGGUAUGGAUUCUUUCCAGUUGUUCACAUGGACUUAUACUAA
Molecule: messenger RNA, 2415 nt
Organism: Aspergillus terreus NIH2624
Lineage: Eukaryota; Fungi; Ascomycota; Eurotiomycetes; Eurotiales; Aspergillaceae
Exons: 3
Coding region: 1-2415 (804 amino acids)
Biological process (GO): spliceosomal snRNP assembly
Cellular component (GO): intracellular membrane-bounded organelle
Molecular function (GO): phosphatidylinositol binding
Source: RefSeq, a predicted model, not a curated record